UACGACCCAGAAUCCACUAUGAUAGAUGAGUUUGGCGAUUUCUUCGAUCGCUCCGGCUAUCGGUACCAGUUACGUGGAUCCGCUAUUGCCUACAAAGUACACAGAAACAAUACUAAUGUGACAUUUCCUCAUAUUGUCCAGUUAUCAGCGAAAAUAACCGACAAUCGUAGCAUACGCACCGCAGAUGCUGAGAAGGUCGCUGAAAAAGUAUAUCAAACACUUUCGAUGGAAGGUGCAGUGUUUUCAAAACAUAUCGAGUUGAUUACUCCUUGA
Cylicostephanus goldi is the source of this 273-nucleotide messenger RNA. Lineage: Eukaryota; Metazoa; Nematoda; Chromadorea; Rhabditida; Strongylidae. The record is from the annotation of a GenBank genome assembly.